CCUAAUAACCCCCUCCGCUCUUCCACCCUGCGCUCUACGAUAUUUGGAAACCCAGGUCUUAACAUUUUCUCUCCAGCUAACUUACUUUUCCUUUGCAGACUUCGUGAAAUCGCAACCAAACUCUUUAAGUCGAGUUCAUAGCAGGCUACCAGGAAGAAAUGGGAGAAACAAGAGAGAACGAAUAUGAGGAAGAGCUCCUCGACUACGAGGAAGAGGAAGAGAAGGCCCCCGAUUCCGUUGGAGCUAAAGUCAACGGUGAAGCUGGAAAGAAGGGUUAUGUUGGAAUUCAUAGUUCGGGAUUCAGAGACUUCCUAUUGAAGCCAGAGCUUCUCCGUGCUAUUGUAGACUCUGGGUUUGAGCAUCCAUCUGAAGUGCAACACGAAUGUAUUCCCCAAGCUAUUCUCGGCAUGGAUGUUAUUUGUCAAGCUAAAUCUGGUAUGGGCAAAACUGCUGUUUUUGUUCUGUCAACGCUGCAGCAGAUUGACCCUGUUGCUGGUCAAGUCUCUGCACUAGUUCUGUGCCAUACGAGGGAGCUUGCAUACCAGAUCUGUCACGAAUUUGAGAGGUUCAGCACUUAUCUUCCUGAUCUGAAGGUUGCUGUCUUCUAUGGUGGGGUGAAUAUUAAAAUUCACAAAGAUCUUCUGAAAAAUGAAUGUCCUCAUAUUGUUGUUGGAACACCUGGAAGGAUACUGGCAUUGUCAAGAGACAAGGACCUAUCUCUGAAGAACGUCCGACAUUUUAUCUUGGAUGAGUGUGACAAGAUGCUUGAGUCCCUUGAUAUGCGGAGAGACGUACAGGAAAUCUUCAAGAUGACUCCUCAUGACAAACAAGUUAUGAUGUUCUCUGCAACACUCAGCAAAGAAAUCCGCCCAGUUUGCAAGAAGUUUAUGCAAGAUCCAAUGGAAAUAUAUGUAGAUGACGAGGCAAAGCUGACCUUGCAUGGUCUUGUCCAGCAUUACAUCAAAUUGAGCGAGAUGGAGAAAAAUCGGAAGCUGAAUGAUCUCCUUGAUGCUUUGGACUUCAAUCAAGUGGUUAUUUUUGUUAAAAGUGUUAGUAGAGCAGCUGAGCUGGAUAAGUUGUUGGUGGAGUGUAAUUUUCCCUCUAUAUGCAUCCACUCUGGCAUGUCUCAAGAAGAGAGGUUGACUCGAUACAAGGGCUUUAAAGAAGGACAUAAGCGGAUUCUUGUGGCAACAGAUUUGGUUGGUCGAGGAAUUGACAUUGAACGUGUAAACAUUGUCAUCAAUUAUGACAUGCCAGAUUCUGCUGAUACUUAUUUGCACAGGGUCGGCAGAGCUGGUAGAUUUGGCACCAAAGGGCUUGCAAUUACCUUUGUAUCAUCUGCAGCUGAUUCUGAUGUUCUCAAUAAUGUUCAAGAAAGGUUCGAAGUCGAUAUUAAGGAGCUUCCAGAGCAGAUUGAUACAUCCACAUACAUGCCAUCAUAGACGUAGAGAUCAUCAGCAUAGAAAUCGGCUACCUGGGUUGGUGAGGGUGGUUCACAUAUCAUUGUGGUUUGAUUUUGAUUCGGACUAAAAAUGGAUGGAAGCCACUGCACUCACUAGCUUUGAUGUGAACGAGGGCAAUGGUGGAUGCGCCAAAUGUGGGUGGUGGGGUGGGUGUAUACGCUGCCAUUUGAGUUUAUUGUAUUCUAAUUGCUGGGGCUGUCUUGCAUGGAAGAAGUCUCUAUAUGCGUUUUAUCCUGAAUCGCGAAUGAUACAACAAAUGUAUUACUUUAGAUAUUCCUCUCUGCAAGACUAACAAUAACGGUAGACUGGUUGGUUGGUAGUAUUUGCAGUGAUUUUAUCGGAUUCCUUAUGUGAACCCAUUUCCCCAAGUUCCAUGGCUUCACCUGGUUCUCUCGUUACUGCCUAUUGCUGAUGUUUUGAUGCGAAUUUUACUGGAGAUUUAGCUUGCAAAUCAACAUACCAAGUUUUGUGAAUGAGAUGUUCAUAAAUUAGAUGCCUGAAA
Messenger RNA from Cucurbita maxima (winter squash), 1965 nucleotides. RefSeq names its product DEAD-box ATP-dependent RNA helicase 56-like. Gene Ontology annotation, molecular function: RNA binding; ATP binding; RNA helicase activity. The record is from RefSeq and is a predicted model, not a curated record. Bases 159 to 1442 code for a protein of 427 amino acids. NCBI's taxonomy places the organism in Eukaryota, Viridiplantae, Streptophyta, Magnoliopsida, Cucurbitales, Cucurbitaceae. The transcript has 12 exons.